UUAUUCCACUUCUAAUUCCAAUUUUGAGCAGAUUUGACUUGAGACUUAAUUACUGACUGAAUCAAUGAGUGCCGAUUAAAGAUUGUAAUAAACAAGACAUCCAGACGAGAAUUCACUAGAGAUAUUCUGACUGAAAUACUGACUGAUGAUUAAAGAAUAAAAUAAUUGGAUGAUUACCAAAGACAAGACGCUCAGACAAGCAAUUCAGCAUAAGGAUGAGGAAGAAGAGAUGGAGACAGUUGGAUACUGGCAUUGUUCAGACUGCCUAAGGUGCAACACUGUGGGCGAUAGGAAGUCUCCAUAUUUAUGUGUUUUUUGUGGCCAUUCUAUUUGUUCGGUGACGGAUAACCCAAAAUACUCCAAAAGAGCUCCCUCGCCUUCGUCUGACAUGAUAACAGAGACGACCAACUCUGAUACAGUGACCAACUCUUUACACAGUGAUAGCAAUACUCACUGGAGUUCCACAUCUUUGGAUAAGGACAGAAGCACUCUAAACAAUGGGGAAACAACUUCCAGGGCAUGUACGCCUGUGACUACCAGCAAACAAAAACAAAACAGUGGUCAUGGGGAUGAUGAAAAUGCCACCAGCAGCAGAAUGUCUGCACAAACCAAAAAGGCUCAUCCUUCAGUUUUGUCCUCUUCCCCACAUCAGCAAAAUAACCGCAGAUAUGUGAAGCCACAUCAGAAAGACAAAAUGUCACACAGGUCUAAGGCUGUGCAUAAAAGCCAAGAACAACCACAGGAGAUUGCCACAGGCUCAACUGCUGCAUGUUCGUCUUUUGAGAGCUCAUCAUCUUCAGCGGUUCUGUAUGAGGAUGAAGAUGAAAAGAUGGAGACAACUGGAUACUGGCAUUGUCCAGGACAGGAACGCUGUGACUACCAGCAAAGAACAGCAGUCAUGAGGAUGAUGGGAAUGCCACCAACAGCAAAAAGUCUGCACAAACCAAAAAGGCUCAACCGUCAGUUUUGUCCUCUUCCUCCCAUCAGCGAACUAACUGAAGCUGGAACAGAUAUGUGAAGCCAAAUCAGAAAGACAAAAUGCCACACAGGAAUAAGGCUGUGCACAAAAAAACGAAAACGGAAGAAAGACCAUAAGGACAAUGAAAACGCAUGUUGUCAGCAAACCAGAGCUAAAGAAAACAGAUUUGAAAGGAGACACCAGAACAUCAACCAUGGGGAAGAAGAAAAUGACUCCAGAACAGAAAGCCUGCAAACACAAAAAGAUUUACCGUGGAAAGUUGAAAGAUAAAGGUUAAAAAGCUACUGGCACAAGCAACGGUAGUCGUGAGCUAGCCACAGGCAACACUGGGACAGCAACCAUGAGGAUGAGGAAGAAGCCAGAGUUAGCAGAAAGCACUUUGCUUUUGUCCCCUUUUGGAAAUGCUGGACAGACAACUGAGCAGGAGAUUCACCACCACAAUUACAGAAAUUGAUGAGCAUGUUGUCCAUAUGCAGAUGAAUGUAAUCAGUUGUAGUCUCAUGUCUCAUUGAGCAUCUGAGUACUACAGCUGAUUUUGGACACAAAUGCUCCAUUGCAUUUUAAUUUGGUGUAGAUUUGGGCUGAUAUUUUUCAGCCUGUACUGCUGACAUAUUGGGAGAUCAAUGCAAAUGUUCUGCAGCUGCUUUACUGAAAUACUGUUGUUAUUGUCGUUGUUGUUGUCGUCUUACAGCUGCUCUCCGAUCAGGGUUGCCACAGAAUGAUAACAGGUCCUGUUACUUGACCACUAGAGAGUCAGGUUGAGAAUUUCCAUCAUGUCGUAAUUUCAUGAUUUUCUGCCACUUGCCAACCGUUGCCUUCGGCUUGCUUUUUAGAGAUGGAAAUCUGUGUGGGAUUUUCUUCAGGAUCCAGACAGUGUUUAUCGCAUAUGUGCGUAAAUUCUGUGAAAUUGCACAAGCUGCAUUCUGGAUCAUUUGUAAAGGUUGAAUGGCGCUCAGAGGGAGACCUACAGUACCAAGAGUGAGUUGCAUUAGUCCAGUCUUUAAAUGACAAUAAACUGAACAGACUCACUUGACAAAACUCAAUCAAAUACUCAAUUAGAUGUUUAAACCAUUUUUAUGCAUGACAUGAGUGUAAUCACGAGUUCAUGUUAUUUCUAUCUAGUUCUGUAUGAGGAUAAAUUCUACGUAAACUUACUAAUAUGUUGUGGUUAAUGCCAUCCUGUAGAUUGCCUCAGGUGCAACACUGUGGGCGAUAGGAAGUCUCCAUUUUCAUGUUUUUUGUGUGGCCAUUCUCUUUGUUUCGUGACGGAUAACCUACAAGACCUCCAUGACGGAUAACCUACAAGACCUCCAUGUGGUCUUUAAGGACAACAACCUCCUCAUCAAUACAACAUUUGUUGGACUGUAUAUUUAUAAUCACACCCUCCAGUGUCACCCAGAUGAAGAUGAGUUUCCCCUUUGAGUCUGGUUUCUCUCAAAGUUUCUUCCUUUACCAUCUAAGGGAGUUUUUUUUUUCUUGCCACAGUCGCCUCAGUCACCUCAGGCUUGCAUACUGGCGAUAAAUAUACAUUUACAAUUACAUUACAUAUACAUAUACAAUUACAUAUACAAUACAUUUACACAGUGCAACAUAAAUGUAAACAUACAUUAUUUGUAUUAUGUUAAUAUUUAUAUUAACUUUUUUUUAUGUUUUAUCGUUUUAUGUUUAUGUUCUGUAAAGCUGUAUAUUUUGCACCAUGUCACUUUGGCUGCUCUGUAUUUUGUGCAAUGUUACUUUUGGAUGCUAUGUAUUUUGCACCAUGUUACUUUUGACUUCUCUGUAUUUUGCACCAUGUUACUUUGGCUGCUCUAUAUUUUGUACAAUGUUACUUUUGGCUGCGCUAUAUUUUGCACCAUGUCAAUUUGUCUGCUCUAUAUUUUGCACAAUGUCACUUUGGCUGCUCGAUAUUUUGCACCAUGUCACUUUGGCUGCUCGAUAUUUUGCACCAUGUCACUUUGGCUGCUCUGUAUUUUGCACCAUAUUACUUUUGGAUGAUAUGUAUUUUGCACCAUGUUACUUUUGGCUGCUAUGUAUUUUGCACCAUUUUACUUUUGGCUGUGCUAUAUUUUGCACCAUGUCAAUUUGGCUGCUCUAUAUUUUGCACCAUGUCACUUUGGCUGCUCUAUAUUUUGCACCAUGUCACUUUGGCUGCUCUAUAUUUUGCACCAUGUCACUUUGGCUGCUCUAUAUUUUGCACCAUGUCACUUUGGCUGCUCUAUAUUUUACACCAUGUCACUUUGGAUGCUCUAUAUUUUGCACCAUGUCACUUUGGCUGCUAUGUAUUUUGCACCAUGUUACUUUUGGUUUACCUCUUUUGUUUCAUUCAUAAAUAAUGCUGACACUUAAAUUGUUUUGCCAACUUGCACUUGUUUUAUAUUUCUGUGUUGAUUUGUUAUGCAUGUUAUACAUGUUUAUUAAAACACAAGUUUUGUAAUAA
Tachysurus fulvidraco (yellow catfish) is the source of this 3416-nucleotide messenger RNA. RefSeq lists its product as uncharacterized. The transcript is spliced from 8 exons. The record is from RefSeq and is a predicted model, not a curated record. NCBI's taxonomy places the organism in Eukaryota, Metazoa, Chordata, Actinopteri, Siluriformes, Bagridae. The coding region runs from base 170 to 1018 and encodes 282 amino acids.